This is a messenger RNA of Gopherus flavomarginatus (Mexican gopher tortoise), 1026 nucleotides long. RefSeq names its product ubiquitin specific peptidase 50 (gene USP50). The record is from RefSeq and is a predicted model, not a curated record. Gene Ontology annotation, cellular component: cytosol; extrinsic component of plasma membrane; postsynaptic density. Lineage: Eukaryota; Metazoa; Chordata; Testudines; Testudinidae. Bases 1 to 1026 code for a protein of 341 amino acids. Gene Ontology annotation, biological process: endosome organization; protein K48-linked deubiquitination; Ras protein signal transduction. The transcript has 8 exons. Gene Ontology annotation, molecular function: cysteine-type deubiquitinase activity.
AUGGCUUCCCAAUCUACAUCGACGCCUGAUGAUUUCAAUAUAUUUUAUUCCCUGCACUUCCUAUCGCGACCCUCACGCCCUCCCAGCUCUGAAACUGUGCACCUGGAGCAUUCUAGUGAGGAAUCCAACGAUGAGACAAGCCAACCGUACCAAGGCCUCACUGGCCUGCGUAACUUGGGGAACACUUGCUACAUGAAUGCAGUUUUGCAGUGCCUCUGCAGUAUAUCCCCAUUGGUGGAGUAUUUUCUCUCAGGGAAGUAUGUAGCCACCCUACACAAGGAAAACGGUGAGGUUGCUACAGCCUUUGCCUAUUUGAUGGCCGAUAUGUGGCUGGGAGAGUUUGAGUGCGUCUCACCAGAGGUGUUUCGUUCAGUCAUCAGUGACUUAUGCCCAGCUUUUACCAAGAAGACUCAGCAGGACGCCCAGGAGUUUCUGAUUUAUGUACUGAAUGAAUUACAUGAGGCACUUAAGAAGUCAUGCAAAAGGAGAUGCUAUGGGAACACAUCCACUUCUAGGGAAGAUAGGGGAACCGGCAGUGAAACAUCAAUCAUCACCCAGCUAUUUGAGGGGCAGCUCAGUUAUGACAUUACAUGCCUGGCGUGUCACACCACCACCGAUAAGAAUGAGGUCUUUACAGUUCUCUCUCUUCCCAUCCCUUCUGAGAGUGCCUGCUCACUACAGGACUGUCUUGAAUGUUUCUUUCAGCAAGACACACUGACCUGGAACAAUCAAAUUCACUGCUCCUUCUGUGGAACUAAGCAAGAUGCUGCAGUAAAGGCCAACAUAGGCAAGGCGCCAAAGAUGGUUAUUUUUCACUUAAAGAGGUUUGACUAUCAAGGCAGCUACAAAAGGAAACUGGGAACUAACAUCUACUAUCCACUAAGCAACUUGGAUCUUUCGCCUUAUAUUUAUCCACUCUUUCGGAAGAAUCCAAAAUACAACUUGUGUGCUGUGGUGUAUCUGGGCUCAAUUUUUGGCUCCUCCUCCAGCUACUUUGUCCUAAAGCAGCCAAAAAGCUACCCAUAA